Molecule: messenger RNA, 1976 nt
Organism: Phasianus colchicus (ring-necked pheasant)
Lineage: Eukaryota; Metazoa; Chordata; Aves; Galliformes; Phasianidae
Gene: INSC
Product: INSC spindle orientation adaptor protein
Biological process (GO): asymmetric cell division; regulation of asymmetric cell division; apical protein localization
Cellular component (GO): apical cortex
Molecular function (GO): cytoskeletal adaptor activity; protein binding
Source: RefSeq, a predicted model, not a curated record
UGCAAAGUAUUAGAGAAUACCAUGCUACGAUGGACUGAAGAGGCCUGAGUUUUCUGAGGCUUACUAAAUGACUUUUUUCUUUCUAGAUUGUGACCUAUGGAGAAGAAUACAUAAGGGGAUAAAUAUGGCUUUUAAGGGUGAGGACCACUUAGAUUCCCUUCCUUUACCUGUUCAGCGCAUGCAUUUAAUUCAGGUGGACUCUGUUCAGCGGUGGAUGGAAGAUUUGAAGUUGAUGACAGACUGUGAAUGCAUGUGUAUUCUCCAGUCCAAACCGAUCAGCGCUGAGAAAGAUGAACAAAGUGAACUCAUCCUUUCCUCACAGUAUAGCACAAGUGAUAAUUUACAGCUGCUAUUAAAAAGAGCUUGGAUAAUAAGCACUGAGUUGACCAGGAUUGCUCAGAAGUUGGAGAAGAACAGAUGGCAAAGAGUCCACAGCAUGACAGUAAGAGUCAAUUGCCAUGUACGUUCCAUGAUAAAUGAAUACAAUGCAUUUACCAGGAGUUCGUCAGAAGAAAUGAAUCAGCUGGAAAACCUUUUAAUAGACAAGUGUUCAGAAUUUACGGCAUUUACAGAAAGGUGCAUACAAGUAGAGGAUGAACAGAUGCUGAAGUCCAUGAAAUCUUGUAUUAAUGAAACGCUCACUACUGUUGCUCAGUAUUUUGGCCAGUUGAUAGAGCUGGUUCUAACACAUGAAGCACAGAACCUGCUGAGACAAAUAGAAUCGUCGGAUAGCGUGUACAUCACUGAGUCAGCAAUUAACAGCUUAUUCAGCCUCACCCAGGAAGGUACUCAUCUGUGUCGUAUCAUAGCCAAGGAAGGAGGUGUCGUUGCCCUCUUUAAGAUCUGUCGACAGGAUUAUUUCAGGUGCCUUUAUCCCCAGACACUGAGAACACUGGCAUCUAUUUGUUGUGUAGAGGAAGGGAUGCACCAGCUGGAAAAGGUCGAUGGAAUACUGUGCCUGGCUGACAUUCUUACUGAUAACACCCAUUCAGAAGCCACUCAUGCAGAAGCAGCGGCAGUAAUUGCACAGAUCACAUCUCCACAUCUCACAUUCACUCAACAUCUCAGCAGCUUUCUGGAAAAUAUGGAAGAAAUUGUAACUGCGCUUGUUAAACUGUGCCAAGAAGCCUCAUCUGGUGAAGUUUUCCUGCUGGCUUCAGCAGCUCUUGCCAAUAUUACUUUCUUUGAUACCAUGGCUUGUGAAAUGUUGCUUCAGCUAAAUGCUAUGAAGAUUCUUCUAGCAGCGUGUUCAGACAAACACAUAGUGGAUACUCCAUAUUCCCGAGAUCAGGUGGUAACAAUAUUGGCAAACAUGUCUGUCUUGGACCAAUGUGCUUCAGAAAUCAUUCAAGGAAAUGGUGUUCAACUUUUAAUGGAAAUGCUCUUUGAGAGGUCAUCUUCAGGAAAUUCAGCAGAAGUUGCCGCUUGUGAGCGAGUUCAACAGAAAUCUGCAGUUACACUGGCACGACUCAGCCGGGAUCCUGAAGUGGCAGAUGCAGCUGUAAAACUCAGCUGUAUUCCUCGCCUAAUUAAACUUUGCAGAUCACCAACUGAAAGAAAUAACAGCGAUUCCGUCUUAGUAGCAUGCCUGGCAGCCUUACGAAGACUAGCAGUUAUGAGUCCUGAUCGACUUGAAGAUUCAGAUUUUCAGCAGUUAGUAAAGCCCAGGCUUGUGGAUUCCUUCCUACUAUGCACAAAUAUGGAAGAGAGCUUUGUAUAAAUGUGAGCCAAAAGCAACCUAUCCUUUGAAAAACAAUCAAGAUAAUACAUAAUGAGAUAGUACAUACUCAGUUUUACUUAGAUAUAGUCCUAUUGUUAUUUAUGACUUAUUUAUUUUAAAACCAUGAUCAUAUGGCUUGUGGGGAAAAGAAAUAGAAUAAGCAAACUUAUUUCUGUGGUUUGUAAAGGUAAAUUUUUUAAAAAAGCAAAACAACAACACAAAAACUUCCUAUACUAAGGCAUGUUAGGAGAUUUUA